GCCCUUCCUGCCUGUGAGCCGGGGGCGGCGGGCGGAGGCAGACGGGAAGAUGGCGGACCUGGAGGAGCAGCUGUCGGACGAGGAGAAGGUGCGUAUAGCAGCAAAAUUCAUAAUUCAUGCUCCUCCUGGGGAAUUCAAUGAGGUGUUCAAUGAUGUUCGGUUGCUGCUUAAUAAUGACAAUCUUCUCAGGGAAGGAGCAGCCCAUGCAUUUGCACAGUACAACUUGGACCAGUUUACUCCAGUAAAAAUUGACGGUUACGACGAACAGGUUUUGAUAACAGAACAUGGUGAUUUGGGAAAUGGAAAGUUUUUGGAUCCCAAGAACAGGAUUUCUUUUAAAUUUGAUCACUUAAGAAAGGAGGCUACUGAUCCUAGACCCCAUGAAGUUGAAAAUGCCAUAGAAUCCUGGAGGAAUUCAGUUGAAACAGCAAUGAAAGCAUAUGUGAAAGAACACUACCCAAACGGUGUCUGCACAGUAUAUGGUAAAACAAUUGAUGGACAGCAGACCAUUAUUGCAUGCAUAGAGAGCCAUCAGUUCCAAGCAAAAAAUUUUUGGAAUGGCCGUUGGAGGUCAGAAUGGAAGUUUACAAUCACCCCUUCAACCACUCAAGUGGCUGGCAUCUUGAAAAUUCAGUUAACCUUUCCAAGAGGUUCUGUUCAUAAACAUCAUGCUUCUUGUAGCCUUCCGAACCCAGCCCUAGCAUUCUACGAUGUCAGCAGUGAGGUUCACUAUUAUGAAGAUGGUAAUGUUCAGCUGGUGAGCCAUAAAGACAUACAAGAUUCUCUAACAGUGUCUAAUGAAGCCCAGACAGCGAAGGAAUUUAUAAAAAUCGUAGAGGCUGCAGAAAAUGAAUAUCAGACUGCUAUCAGUGAGAAUUAUCAGACUAUGUCGGACACUACUUUCAAGGCCUUACGUCGACAAUUGCCAGUUACCCGCACCAAGAUUGACUGGAACAAGAUCCUUAGCUAUAAGAUUGGAAAAGAGAUGCAGAAUGCUUAAAGUGAAUGUUGCAUGACUGGAUCAUUUUAGUGUCCUUGUAUACAAAUAAGAAUUAUUACAAAAAGUAUUUGGAACUGUCAAAUCACCCAGUCAGCAUGUAAGUAGUUUGGUUAGAGCACAAAGCUUAGCUAAUUGACUUUCUUCCUUUUUCUUUCUUUUCAGAGGGUUGCAGCUUCAGUAUAGCUGAAUAUUUUCCUUUAGAGUUUCUGUUGUACCUUUAUUUUUUUAUAAUGAAGAGACCAUGCCUUUAGUUUUCAAUUGCAGGUUAAGAACAGUUUGGAAAAAUAUUUUUGCAUAUGAUAACCCUUUCUCUUGCUUUCAUGUGAAAUGGACAACUUCCAAAAUCUGCUGGAUUCUUUGUGGAGCUCAGUAAUAUGCAUUUCUAGGUCAAGGUCAACAUGGAGUCAGCCACAGGUGCUCUUUUUGAAAUCAUCUAUCCUUUCAUUGUAUGUAAAAUUGGGAAAAGCAUUUUCUGUGUCAUUUAAACCUUUCAGAAUACUUAUUUAGCUCCGUGGUAACUCAAUUGUUUUUUCUUUUUUUAAAGAAAAGGGCAAGUUCUAACACUGUUUUAAGAUUUCAAAAUUAAAUAAAAGUACUUAUUUCAGAAAUGCAUUUAAUGCUUUAUAUCUGGCAAUUAAAUGAGCUCAAACUCCAUCUGCCCUUGAGGUUUCUUUAUCAUAAAGCCACAAAUGUAUUAUAACAAGGCAUAUUGUAAUAUAUAUAACCCUGUACUCACUGCUAUGUCUGUCAGUUUAUUUUUUUUUCCUUGGAUUGAAAUGUACUAAAAUUCAAUGUGACAUUAAAAUGCAAAUUUUCUAUUUAUUUGAGUAUCAGAUUGCUUCCUGAUAUAGCCUAACUUUGGUGUUUCUGUGUAUUUUUAAGAUACUGCUUAAAACAGCCACAAACUUGUGGCUUAUUGGCUAUUCUCAGUGUAUUUGGAGAUUGUUGUAAUAUCAUCAUCCAUUGUUUCCAUCUGCAUUUAAGAAACAUCAACAUAUGGAAGUCUACUUAAAACAGGUAUCUUUUAGCUUCAUAUUGGCCACAGAGGAUGGAAGAAAUUACAAAACCAAAACCAGUAUAUUUGUCUGGAGAAUACUUUCCCUGUCUGAUAUAUCUUGUAUUGAAAAUGGAUGUCAGGUAUCUAAAAACAGGGACUUCAUUACAAAUGCUGCAUAACACUUUCAUGAAAUGCAUAGAUUUAAUUUUUUAAUUGGAUGAAAACCUGUUUUAAAUCAUGCUGCCUAAUUAUAUUGCUCAUGAUACAUAAGCUCAUGAUGGAAAAUUUAACAGCUGCUGUAUUUUUUAGAAGGCAGGUAUUUAUGCACACUCCUAAACCAGUAAAGCUUACACAAAGGUUUCAUAUCUUUGUUUACAGCAUGAUCCAAUUUAUUACUUUAAUCUGUUAAGUUACAGCAUAGCAAGAGUCUGGACUUGUAUAAAAAUGUACACACAGAACAGUUUACUGUAUGAAUUGUAAUAGCAAUACCCCUAUAUUCUGCUCUUCAGUGCUCUCUUAUAAAGGGGUAUAGAAUUAACUGAAGUUCUUGAUGUUGCUGCUACUUUACAGUACUCAACUGUAUAGUAGAAGAGUGGGAUUUUUUUCUACCACAGUCUUCCUGGAGAGUUGCCCUCUUAAUUGUCUCCACAGAUCAGCUUUGAACCAUGUUGGCUUUUAACAUCUGUAUGCGAGCUAGGAACAUGCGGAGUCACUGUCAAGUCAGUCUGUCAGUCUUAACUAAGAUGUAAAUACAAACCUUGUUUGAGGAAUUUCUUCAACAUAUUUAAGAACAAGCUAAAAAUAAAAGGCAGUGAAUGGUUAGUUAGGAGAACUGUUACUGGGCAACAACUGUGCAAAUAACUUUUCUAGCUGUUAGAAUAUUGUGUAUGACAGGAAUCAGCACUGGCUAAAAGUCAGAAUGCUAUUUUUCUUACCUGAAAUAAAAAGCUAGUUUUAAAUAUAUUCCUAAUAAAGAGGUAUUUUACUGUGAAGUACUCUAUUAUUCUGUUUUUCUCUCUGUUUAUUCAGUCCUGUGAUAGUCUUAAUGCCGUAUCUUCAAAGAAUAGUAUCCUACAGGUUCAAUUCUACCAGUAGGGUAACAUAAGUAGAUUUGUAUUACUUAUAUUUUUUCCUGUUGUGUUAAUUUUUAGUCUGUGAGAUGAUUUUACACCUUGAACAUCAAAUUUAUUAAGUUAUAGCUUCAAUAAAGCAAUUUAUAAGUAAAUAACUACUCUGUUACUUUUUUGAGAUGGUAUGUUGUAUCAUAUUUAGGGGUAACCACUCCCCAGCUGAAGCUGACCUGAGUAUCAGCUGAGGCACAUGGCACAUUUGGAGUUCUUGAUGUCUCUCAAAAUUUUGGAUGUCCCUGCUCCUUCCUUUUGUUUCUACCCUAUCCCUUUUAAAUUGGAGAACUUUAUAGCUUGCUUGGUAGGCUUCAGGGUACCGUGUGUAGGUAAAGCACUUCCUCUGAGCAAUAUUGCUGUGGCAGUUGUCUUAAUGUGAAUGACUAUUUGUUUACAUUCUAUUUUAAAUAUAAAGAUAAACUUUGUAUUGUAGAAUGUUGAUGUACUGGACAUUAUGGCUUGUAAUAUGGACUUGUAAAAUGCUUGUGUUUAUGAAGUGUAUUAUGUCUUAUGCAUCUCAGUGCCCCUUUAUACAAAGGAGUUUUUAACUUCUGCAAGUAGUUUUAGCUUAUUUCUGGCCAUUGGCAAGAGGAGUGGCAAUUCUGCUUUCAGGUUCUCCUGAGCCACCCCUUUUUGUAUGUCUGUCUUAAAAUUCAUACUGCAGGUACAAUGAAACUUUAAAAUCAUUGUCAUUUUGAUUACAUCACUACUGCUUCUUAUGCUCUACAUGCUGGUAACAAUUCUGCUGGCUGGUUCAGUUGGAACGCUGUAACGCAGUUCAUUAUUGAACCGUCAUUUGGCCUAGGGUUAUCGGUAUUGUGUGAGGCUGGACAUCCUGCUAUAUGUGUUCUCCUUAGGGGAUGACUCCAGCUGCACCUACGGCAGUGAUGGAGUUUGUGCAGUUUGGAGUAAAUCCAUCUCUCAUCCCCACUUGCCACAUGGUAGUUUGGCUGGCAAAGCAGUUUCAGUGCUCUCAAGUUCACUUCCUUCUGGGGAGCUGGGCUCUGGGCGUGUGCCAGAUUCCCUCCAGCUCCAAGUGGGGACGUGACUCCAUAGCAGAGGUUUCCUUCAGGCAGCUUGAAACCACCUAUGUGUUGAGGUUGUCUGGAGGAUAAGACUAAACCUGGCCUUCAAAUUUCCAGGCUGUAGAUACUGUAGAUAUAGAGGUUGAACAUCAACUGUUGAUUCUGUGAGUUCACUCCUAUUGUGCUGAAUUACUUGGUGACACAGACACAGCUUCUGCUGCACUUGUUUACUGGAAAGACUGAAACUGUUCUUCCUCUGAUGCAAUGGUAAACUAGGUUUAGAUUAAACUUAGUUUGCUCAUA
Strigops habroptila (Kakapo) is the source of this 4449-nucleotide messenger RNA. It is a transcript of the gene CAPZA2, whose product is annotated as capping actin protein of muscle Z-line subunit alpha 2. The coding region runs from base 50 to 1000 and encodes 316 amino acids. Gene Ontology annotation, biological process: barbed-end actin filament capping; actin cytoskeleton organization. Gene Ontology annotation, cellular component: F-actin capping protein complex; actin cortical patch. Lineage: Eukaryota; Metazoa; Chordata; Aves; Psittaciformes; Psittacidae. Gene Ontology annotation, molecular function: actin filament binding. The transcript has 11 exons. The record is from RefSeq and is a predicted model, not a curated record.